UUCCACUUGCGCAAUGGCGAAAUCCGAAAAAAAGGGUGAAAAAGUCGACAAGAAGUCCAAGACUUCUAGCAGCAAAAAGCCUGGUGUAGUGCCUACAUCUGCUGAAAUAUUAGCCAAGGCAAGAGCGGACAAGGGCAAGACAUCCAAUAAGGAAGAAAAGGAUGUCACGAAACCCAAAAAAUCUGCCGUGAAGAAAGAAGAUAAGAAAAAGCCCACAAAGGGCAAGGCUAAAGAGGAAUCCUCUUCCGAGUCCUCCGAGUCGGAAAGUGAGGAGACUGAAGUCAAAAAGCCAGCUGCUACUGCUACGCCAGCAAAGGCCGCGAAUGGCAAGGCUUCAGCAGACGAGUCCUCCGAAAGCGAUUCAGCAUCAUCUGAAGAGGAGAAACCCAAAGCUCAACAAGUCAAAGCAUUACCCGCGAAAAAAGCCGAUUCUGAUAGUUCCGACGACUCUGAUUCAGAAGACGAAAAAAAGCCUACAGCAAAGGUCGUCCCUACAAAGAAGGCCGUCGCUAUCCCUUCCAAAAAGGCGGCACCGGCACCGGCAAAGAAGGCAGACUCGGAUUCGGAUUCGUCAGAAUCAGAAGAAGACGAGAAGCCUGCUGUUACUCCUGCUGCUGCUGCUGCUAAAAAGGCCAUCGAGCCGUCUUCAGAUUCAGAUUCCUCAGAUGACUCAUCGGAGGAGGAUGAAGGACCUACCGCCAAAACAACAAAAAUAACACCCGUGAAGAAAGCCGAGUCAGAAGAUGACUCCAGCUCCGACUCGUCAGAUGACGAAGACGAGAAACCGUCUGCUGCGUCUAAAACCAAGAAAGACGAAUCGUCGAGUGAUGGUUCCGAGUCGAGCUCUGAGGACGAAUCUGACGUUGAGAUGGGUGAUGAUACGAAACCCAGUGCCAAUGGCAAACGGAAAGCUGCCGACUCUGUGACCGCCCCACCCAAAAAAGUCAAGCUCGCGAACGGAGAUGCCGCAGCUGCUGAUAGCUCCCAAGAAGAGAUCAAAUCGAUAUUUGUUGGCCAGCUCUCAUGGAACGUUGACAACGACUGGUUAGCUCAAGAGUUCGCCUCUUGUGGUGAAGUCCUUUCGGCAUCCGUUCAGAUGGAUCGUAACUCUGGAAGAUCGAAAGGAUUCGGAUACGUUAAUUUCUCUUCCCCUGAUGCCGUAGAAAAGGCUUUGAAGGAGAUGAACGGGAAGGAAAUCGAUGGGAGGAGCAUCCGGGUUGACAAGAGUACACCUCCUAACAAAGCUGCGGAUAGGGACAAGAGGGCGAAAGCUUUCGGAGAUACCCAAAGUCCACCUUCGACGACAUUGUUCCUGGGGAACCUGGCGUUCAGUGUUUCCGAAGAUUCGGUCUGGGAGGUCUUUAAUGAGUGGGGUGUGAAGAGUGUUAGGUUACCGACGGACAGGGAUACUGGGAGACCGAAAGGGUUUGGAUACGUUGAAUUUGAGUCGCUGGAUGGUGCUAAAGCUGCGUAUGAGGCGAAGAAGGGUUCUGAACUUGACGGGCGAUCGCUGAGAUUGGACUUCUCGCAGCCAAGAGAUGCUAGUGGAGGUGGACGAGGAGGGUUCGGUGGUGGUGGGCGAGGAGGAGGGGGAGGGUUUGGUGGUGGUGGUGGUGGAAGGGGAGGGUUCGGUGGUGGUGGUGGAAGGGGAGGGUUCGGUGACCGUGGUGGUGGACGUGGCGGAGGAAGAGGUGGGGGACGGGGUGGAGGAAGGGGCGGUCCACCGAAAUUUGGAAAUGCCCGUUCAGGAGGAAUCGUACCGCAUGAAAACAAAAAGAAGAUUUACUUCGAUUAG
Messenger RNA from Marasmius oreades (fairy-ring Marasmius), 1795 nucleotides. RefSeq lists its product as uncharacterized. Gene Ontology annotation, molecular function: RNA binding. The record is from RefSeq and is a predicted model, not a curated record. NCBI's taxonomy places the organism in Eukaryota, Fungi, Basidiomycota, Agaricomycetes, Agaricales, Marasmiaceae. The coding region runs from base 14 to 1795 and encodes 593 amino acids. The transcript is spliced from 5 exons.